AGCACAGCGCGUCAAAAACAGUCAACUACUACAGCCUGUUAACGAUUUCUGGAUUUACUUUUAAACGACCUCUCGAUUUAUUUCAAUCUACGCGAUUCUAUCUUUUCGUUUUCGAGGCGUCGUCUCCACGGGGGAGAUAAUGUUUUUCCGUCGUGGACUGAAGCUGUCGGCGGCGUUAGAUCAAGCUUUCAAAUCAACGGGCUUCGUGCAAGCCAAUGGAAACAGACUAAAGGACCUUACAUGGACACUACAUAAAGGCUGCACGUCUCGAUUUCACCGCGAGCCCUCUGCACCCGCCGGUGGUCUCUAUUCUGCACGUUCGCACGGCAGAGACCACGAGAAAGGCUUGAUCGCUGUCAAAGCCCGGGACUCGUCUUGUCGUUUCAUAAUCCCGGACCGGGCACACUUUGUCCGGGUGGCCACCACUAGUGCCUUGAAUCUCCCGAAAUGUCAACGGAGUGUCACCGAUCUUAAACGGGACGCCGACCGGCCACUUUAUCAAGCAACGUGGCACCAAAGAGGCGCAGCGCCAGAGACGAUGGAUACUGUUCUGUUUACGGGUGCAGCGAGGAUUUGCGCCCCAAACUGUUCCAUAAAGACCACGCAAACAAGAGCGUCCUCCACGGCUACGGCCGCGGCGCAGAAACGCGGCGCACACAGCUCCGAAACGAGACCCGGCGACAAAGCGGAAGAGCAGGAAUUCAAGGAUCAUUCUACCACCUCUUCGCCUUCCUCCUCGUCAUCAGGGGAGCCCGAAGACAGGAAGCUCAACAAGACCCAGCAGCUGAAGAAGGUCUUCAAGGAGUAUGGCGCUGUUGGAGUCUCCUUUCACGUGGGCAUCUCCCUCAUGUCCCUUGGCAUGUUCUACCUCCUUGUCUCCAGUGGGAUUGAUAUGGCCGCCGUGCUUUGCAAACUGGGCUUCAGCGAGGCAGUCAUCCAGUCCAAGAUGGCAGCCGGGACCAGCACUUUUGUCCUGGCCUACGCUGUUCAUAAGGUCUUCGCUCCGGUCCGCAUCAGCAUCACCCUGGUGUCUGUGCCUCUCAUCGUACGCUACUUCAGAAAGACUGGCCUCUUUAAACCCCCUACCCCUACACCCUAAGCACACCUUCCUCUGCCCCUCCUCUUCCUCACGAAGUCAUGACUUAACUGUCUGUGGUCAUACUUCAAGUCUGUACAGAGCCAUGCUCAUCCGACUCUAAAAACGCUAGCAUCAUCCGGUCACCACUCAGGUGUCAGUGGCAUUGUGAAUUCAGGUGAAAAUUGUUCGACUUUGUUGUCUAUAUGUAGUACUUAUCCAUGGCAAAAUGCAAGUCUUUGAUUAUUUGCAUUACUGCAGGUGCACAAUUGUAAAUGGAUGAACUGUAAUUACUUUCUAAAUGCCAUUGUGUGUGGAAAGCUUUCCUUAACUGUAUGCAUUCCAAAAAAAAAAAAAAAAGAAAAGAGAGGAAUUGGAGGAUUACAGUGGUUGAAUAGUAUUUAUUUACAAUCAAAAGUAUAGAUCAGGGAUUUGUAGAUUGGAUGUGAAGCUCUAUUGUGGAGAAGUGUGGGUUAGUUGCUAAUGGUAAGAUCAGUCUUAUUCUCUCUUGAUACUGUGAAGGCUCCCCAUGGGACGGAAAAAGUUCAUUUCUCCUGCACUUUUCCCUGUUAGCUGACUUGGCCUUGUUCUGGUGUUUAGUGAAUCAGCAGAAAUAUUCAGGUUCUCUCUCUCUCUCUCUCUCUCUCUCUCUCUCUCUCUCUCUCUCUCUCUCUCUCUCUCUCUCUCUCUCUCUCUCUCUCUCUCUCUCUCUCUCUCUGUGCUCUGCUCUGCGCUGCCUUCUCCCCUGAACUUCCCCUCCACUUCUCCUGGUUUUCAAUUUGGUUUCCUUUUAAUUUCCCCCUUCUUUUUCCUCAAUGCCUUAUACCUUUUCCUCUCUUAUAACGUCCUUACUUCCUCAGACUUUUUUCUAUUCUAGUCUUUCCUUGCUCCCAUAUGCCUGUGGCAAAGCUUUCUUUGCUCUGGCACAUUUAUAUGAAUGAAGUUAAUAUAUAUAGUUCAUUGCAGUGCGUUGACUACAUGUAAGUGCAGUUUGUGUUCUCUCUACAUUACUGUAGUCAUACUUUUAAAAAAAAAUUGUUUUUAUUAUUGUUUUUUGUUUUACAUUUGAGUGCUAGUUAAUUGUAUUUAAAUAAUAAAAAGGGAGAAUUGAU
Lampris incognitus (smalleye Pacific opah) is the source of this 2187-nucleotide messenger RNA. RefSeq names its product family with sequence similarity 210 member B (gene mims2). The transcript has 3 exons. Lineage: Eukaryota; Metazoa; Chordata; Actinopteri; Lampriformes; Lampridae. Gene Ontology annotation, cellular component: mitochondrion. The record is from RefSeq and is a predicted model, not a curated record. The coding region runs from base 140 to 1099 and encodes 319 amino acids.